Messenger RNA from Scophthalmus maximus (turbot), 4666 nucleotides. It is a transcript of the gene gab1, whose product is annotated as GRB2-associated binding protein 1. The record is from RefSeq and is a predicted model, not a curated record. Bases 620 to 2989 code for a protein of 789 amino acids. Lineage: Eukaryota; Metazoa; Chordata; Actinopteri; Pleuronectiformes; Scophthalmidae. The transcript is spliced from 14 exons.
GCCCCCCGUGUUCCCGAGGAGGGUGAGUUCAGGGAAAGACUGAGCCGCCCUGUCAAUCACAAUUAAGGAGCCAUGGGAGUCAACUGCUAGGGAAGCUCGGCGGGGCCGCUGUGUUCACGGUGACAGCUCGGGUUCCUCCUUUGAAAGAAAAACAACAAAAAAAAACCUGCGCAGAAACGACAACUAUGCGCCGGCUCACGGUGGGACAUCCGCACCUCCCCUCGCCAACUGGGGAAUCGCUCCACUUUGCCGGGAAUUAGCAUGAGGCGUGACAUGUAACCGAGGAAAAAAACAACAAGAAAAACAACCGUAGCGACUUCCAGUGGCCUGCGUGUGUUUGUUUUUUCGUUGGUCGCCUACACCGCGUUGCAAUUUGGAACCAAACACACGAGUCGCCCGUUGCUAUUUGAACAAAAAGGCGGCGUCGCGGAGGUUCGUGCCCCCCCCCCCCCCCCGGGUCUCAGGAUAUACCCGUUUAUUGGACUGCAACUUGUGGAAGAAUUCCGGUUCUGUGCAUUGUCAAGGGAAACUCGGCACAAGAACGAGACGAUCCCGAAGAGCAGCGGCGGCGGCGGCGGUCGCCACUCCGAACCGCGGGGAGAGCGAGGAAGGAGCAGCGAUGAGCGGGGGGGAUGUGGUGUGCUCCGGCUGGCUGAGGAAGUCUCCUCCUGAGAAAAAGUUGAGACGUUACGCAUGGAAGAAGCGGUGGUUUGUUCUUCGCAGUGGCCGUCUGACAGGCGACCCAGAUGUGUUGGAAUACUACAAGAAUGACCAUACCAAGAAGCCCAUCCGCGUGAUCGAUCUCAACUUGUGUGAGCAGGUGGACGCUGGGCUGACGUUCAACAAGAAGGACUUGGAGCAUAGCUUCAUAUUCGACAUCAAGACCAUUGACCGUGUCUUCUACCUGGUGGCGGACACCGAAGAGGAGAUGAAUAAGUGGGUUCGCUGCAUCUGCGACAUCUGUGGUUUUAAUCCCACUGAUGACGAGGCAGCAAAAGCUGCUCACCAGUCAGCCAUCGGUGGCCUGAUAGUGGACACCCCUCCUCAUCCGGCACUGGGUAAUAUUGUCGGUCCAGCAGCUGCGGUGCUGUCCAGCGUUCCUCCUCCAUACCAGCCGGUCAGUGUGCGACACCUGGACUCUCAGUCCAGCUCAGAGGAGCCUCAGGAUUACCUGUGGCUGGUCAACUGUGAGAGUAAAAAGCCUGAACCCAACAGCUCAGUACAGCUUCACUCUCCACUGGAGGGAGACCAGGAGUAUUUGCUCCUGGAGGAGUGUGAGAGCAAGACUCUUCCCCCACAGGCUAGUCUAGCCCAUGCGGAGUGUUCCAAGUCUACCUCUUCAGAGACGGACCUGAACGACAACCUCCCCUCUCACCGCACGCCUACAUCCUCCACUUCCUCGGCUAAACACAACUCGCACAACGGCUUCUUCCCUCAGCACCCGGCCCCCGCCUCGGCUUCUUCUAUCUACGACUCUCCUCCGUCACGUGGUGCCUCGCUCUCGACCGACGGCGGCCUUUACCACCUGCCUCGCAGCUACUCCCAGGACACUGUGCUGCUCCCAAAGUCGGCCUCCUCCCCUCCAGCCCACCCGGACAGCGGGGACGCUUUUGAGGUUUAUGUCUUUAACACACCAUCACGGAAGCCUUCGAUGGAAACGCAGCUGCGCAACCUUUCCAUCAGUUAUGAUAUUCCACCCACACCUGGCGCAAACUCUACCUACCAGGUGCCCCGCACGUUGUCAGCGUCGACAGGUGUCGGAGGCUCAGAGGGUGGGGGAGAUGUAGUCCCCCCUCCAAGACCACCUAAGCCUUCGCUCAGUUCCACCUCAGGACCCCCACCGCCCCCUGCUGAGCGCUCACCUACAGACACCUAUUGUGUGCCUCGCUCAGCCUCAGAGACAGAUGGGAACUACUGUGUGCCUACUAGUGCUGGGAAUAAGGCCUUACGCAGCAACACUAUUGGCACUGUGGACUGUUCACGCCUCCGCAAAGAUUUCGGAUCCCAGGACUGCUAUGACAUUCCACGAUCAUUCCCCUCGGACAAAAGCUGCUCAUUUGACUUCAACGAAAGCUUCAACACCUACUUCAAAAACAAAGGAAUGAUGCCAGUUGGUAGCCAGUCCACAGAAGAGGUGGACCAGAACUACGUACCCAUGAGUGCCAACUCGCCGUCACAUCAUCACUCGGGCAGUUUGUCAGAGCCAAUGCACGAACCCAACUAUGUGCCCAUGACUCCGAGCACCAUGGAGUUCUCCUCCCUGGGGAAGCAGGUCCCCCCGCCCGCACACAUGGGAUUCCGCUCUAGUCCCAAGACCCCUCCUCGCAGGCCAAUGCUCAGUGACUGCCAGCCCCCGCCUGUGGACCGAAACCUCAAACCUGAUCGCAAAGGUCAGAGUCCUAAAAUAAUAAGAGCAAAAGGUGUUGGUUUAGAGCGAACCGACUCUCAAACCGUAGGUGAAUUCCCAAGGGGACGACGCAAGGGAAAACCAGCUCCACUGGAGAUCAAACCACUGCCAGAAUGGGAGGAGCCCAGUACGCCUGUCCGUUCGCCCGUCACACGCUCAUUUGCUCGGGAUCUCUCUAGGUUUCCAAUGCCAGCGAGACCCCCGUCAGUGCAUAGCAUGGCCUCCAGCACUGACUCCGAGGACUGUGAAGAGAAUUAUGUAGCCAUGGUCUCUAAUAUGUCCACAGAUGAACCAAACAUGAAGCUUGUUCCGCCCAUGACCGCGGAUGGUGGUAGCAGCCCCAUGAUAAAGCCAAAGGGAGACAAACAGGUGGAGUACCUGGAUUUGGAUCUUGACUCCGGCAAGUCCACCCCACCUAGGAAGAUUAAAAGCAAUGGAACUGGUAUGGCAGCAUCGGAUGAGCGCGUUGACUAUGUAGUUGUGGACCAGCAACGGACACAGGCCCUUAAGGACACCAGGGAGGCCUGGAAUGAUGGCCGCCAAUCCACAGAGACGGACACCCCUUCCAAAGGACCUAAGUGACCCCGUUGCCCUAGCCGCCAACCCACCCUUCAAACCCCCAAACCGCUCCGCCGUUUUCACCCGUGUUGGCUGUGGUUUGUGCUUUGGGGCGGUCCAGCUGUCGUGUUCCACCUCAACGAGAUGCUUUAUGUGUCGAGGCCAGUGGAGCCUUAUAGCCACUCAGCAACUGUCUUUAGUUUACAAUGCUGUCAGACCAAAAUCAGCACUGUGUGUACAGUUGUAGGAAGAGGUGCGGGCCAGGAAUAAGCUGUGUGCAGUAUGAAAGCAGGUGGAAUGACUGGACUUGUCCUCCGGGUUUGACUUAAGUGGACUCACGAACUUUGAACGUUCACUGCCUCCUUUAUUGGAUUUUUUUUCUUGUUUUAGUUUUUUUCUGUUGUUCACCUUUCAAUGGCCAGUGGGCUGACCCAGAGUUAACAUUUCCUUAAAUUAUAAUGCUGUUUGCUGUUGUUUUGAAGUGAAAUCACUUGAUAACAUGAUCACAUUACAAUGCAACACUUGGCAACGAGUUGGCAGAGCUAAUAGUUAACAGUGUUGGUUUUUGAGUUUAUCCUGUUUGAGCAGGGUGUUUCCAUGGGCACUGUUCACAGGUCAGUUUUACUAUUUCUUCACUGUGUCAUAGUGGAUGGCUGAAAUUGAAACUGUCAAACCAGAUCCCUAGAAUUUUAUUACCCUUUUUCUUUCAAUACAAAGGCAGUUGAACUUGUUUAUUUUAGAUGUAACUAAGUGCUCAAUUAAAGCUUUGAAUUCAUUCAAGGUUAAAUCCACUGAACAUGAUUUUGAUAUCCAUUUACUUUGUAAGUGGAGAUGCUUCAAUCUGUUAAAAUGGAAGUGCAAAGACUGUACAAAAGUGUUAUGUAUAUAAACAUGAAAAGUGUCCUUUAUUUGUAUGGAAUUUCCAGUGUGUUUGGCUCAAAGGUAUGUGGAUUCUGCAGGGUAGAAUCCUGUGCCUGUCUUAGGUGGUAUCAGGACUUGUGAUUAAUGAAUGAAUUACUGUGAGUUUUUAGAACGUGACAGGUUUUUCUAUAAGUUAUGCAAAAGGUAUCAAACUUAGGCUACAGAGAGAAAAUAUCAGGUACUCUUAUAAAUACAAACUAAUACAGCUAUCCACUUCUAAUUUAUUUCUCAAGUUAUUUCAUCUGGUGGAUGUCGUAUCCACUCUCUGCUCAGUACUGUUGAUUCAUAUGGAGAUACAUUUGCGAAAGUCUGUUAAAAUGCUUAGCUUGACAAGUGUCGGUCAAUUAGUUUCACAAGAUCAUUGAUAUUCCUAAUUUCUCUCUCCUCUUAGGUUUUAUUAAAUUCAAAUCGAAGUGGCAUACAGUGUUGGGAGAUCGACUGCCACGCGUAGUCAACUAGAUGCAUCUUUUAUAGACAGUGAAAAAGUCUUUGUCUGCAUAAAUCUGUGCUUUACUAACCUGUGAACUCUAAGUCAAAAGUCCCAAGCAUGUGCUGCCACGAGAUAAAGUCAUUGCUGUACAUAUUUUGCCAUGUGUAAGAUUAACAUAUAUCAUUUGAAAAAUGUGCCUACUAAGUCGUCUAAAUUCUACUUCACUCUUUCCUUACCGCAGUCUCUUUGUGAUACAGACUGCAAAGCUGAUGAGGGUUUUAUCUUUUUUAAUGAAUCUCAACAGAAAAUGUAAAUUUUAAAAAGUGGACUAAAUAAAAUCAAACCUCUUA